Molecule: messenger RNA, 1653 nt
Organism: Adineta steineri
Lineage: Eukaryota; Metazoa; Rotifera; Eurotatoria; Adinetida; Adinetidae
Source: the annotation of a GenBank genome assembly
AUGGUUUCUCGCCGUUUGGACAAACUUUCGGCAGGUCUGGCGUUAAGCAACAAAUUUUUGCCGGUACACUGUGUGGUUGCACGAGAUGAGUGUCCACAACGUGUAUUACAAGAUGGAUUUGUAAUCGUACCAGCACAUACAAAAUUUCAUGAAAUUGUAUCAGUUGUUUUACGUACAAUGGAAGCUGAUGUUGGUAGAAUAGAACAAGAUGAAAGAGCGGAUGGUCAAAUACUGAUAAAAAAUUGGAAUCCAUUACCAAUUCCGACUGUCACUGAAAACCGAACGGUUACUGUACAAGAAAUUUUAGGCGAUCUUAUGAAUGUCGCUGUUCUUCAAAUUCGUAUAUCCAAGUAUUCAAAUACAUUAGACGAUAAACGAUCUGUACGUUUAUUAAAACAUUUAAUGCCUUUAGUUAGCGAUGAACGAGACAAACAUGAACUCGUUAAUAAAUUAUGUCAAGUUAUGCAUGAUGAUACUGAAGAUGAUGAUGAUGGACUCCCACAAUCUUCAUCAUCAAAACCAACAACAAGUCCAAAUGGUUAUUCCAUAGCAUCAUCAAAUUCAAAUACUACCGAUGGUGAUAAUAUUCCAUUGAAUCUUUCAACAAAACCAUAUUCAUCACCAUCAAUGCCUAUGAAUUCAACAAAAUCUUUUAUAAAUUAUCCAUUUGCUAGUCUUUUAUCAUUAGCUCAACAUCAACAAUAUGAUUCACCACCAGUACAUGCAUCAUCAACAAUAAAAGAUUAUGCAUAUAGUCGUCGACAACGUGAACGUACAACAUUUGAUCCACAUGAAGAAACACCACGUUUAUUACAAAUAUUCACUGAUACAAAACAUCCAACACGAUAUCAAAUCGCAUCUAUUUGUGAAAGUCUGAAUGCAUUACCAUGCCGAAAAGGUAAAAAAGCACUUGAACCUUAUAAUAUUCAAUAUUGGUUUAAAAAUGCUCGCGCAGCAUUAAAAAGGAAAAAACGUCGUUUUACUAGUUCAGAAACUCCAACAUCACAACAAUUUAUACCAUCAUUACCACAUCAAAUUGAAAAUCACGAUGAACAAAAUCAUACAUCAGUUAAAUGUGAAUUAGAUUCAUCUGAUGAAAUCGAUGAUGAUGAUGAUGAUGAUAUUGAUAUAGAUGAAAAGCAGAAACAACAAAAUCAUAAUAACUAUUAUUUUAAUUAUUUACAAGCAUUUGAUAUAUCAUUAACAGAUCAACAAAGACAAAAAACAACACAAUCAGAUGAAAGUAAUGAUGAUGAUAAUAUGAGUUCAGUAAGUGAACAAACUCCACCAACACAAAUAUCAUUUAAUUCAACAAAAAUAUCAAAUAAUACAACAACAUCAUUUGAUUAUAAUCGUUCGAGACGUAAUAGAAUAUUUAUUGAUCCAGCAUCUGAAGUACCGAAAUUAGAACAAUGGUUUGCAAUUGAAACACAUCCAGAUCAUAUAUUAAUUGAACGUAUAUGUUCAGAAUUAAAUGAAGGUGAAUAUCGAACAAAAUUUCCUAAACUUGAAUCAAAACAUAUACGUUUAUGGUUUAAAAAUCAUCGUGCAAAAGUAAAACGUAUAUGUCGGAUACAAACACCAAAUCUUAAUAAUAAUAAUAAUGAUACAACAAUUGAAACAACGGAAAAGGAAAUGCACAAUGUGCAAUAA